CAGCACUGGGGAAAAGCAUCUCACCAACCCACCAAGAUGCCAAGUGCCUUCCAAGGUCGUGACGCAGUCCAAGGUCGUGACGCAGUCCCCCGCCCUUCUCGUCGAGCAAACACCGCGCACGUCGCGCCGAAUAAAAAAACUGCGAGUUUGAGAGGGGCGUGAACCACACUCGGUUUAGGAGAGCCGAGUCCAGCCCUCGCUUUCGUGAGAGCCGCGGCGUCCUGCCACCACAUCGCAACGACACUGUUGGACCCGCGCACUGCAGCUAGCGGGGCGCGCUAGCGACGUUUUUCAGUUCACGCAGCCCUGCCUGCCCGCGCCAUGCUUAUUCGCAAGUGGGGUCGCGACGCGCCAAUGCGCCCGUCCGAAUCUGCAACCUGCUCUCCUGCCCUCUCCCGCUCUCCUGCUCUCCUGCUCGCUCACUCUCCUGCUCUCCUGCUCGCUCGGUCUCCCUCUCUCCUGCUCUCUCGCACUCCCGCUCUCCCGCUCUCCUGCGCGCUCGCUCCCCCUAUCCCCUGCUCUCCCGCUCUCCCACCCGCUCUCCUGCUCGCUCGCUCUACCGCUCUCCUGCUCUCCCCCUCUCCCGCUCUCCUGCUCGCUCGCUCUCCCUCUCUCCUGCUCUCCCGCUCUCCCGCUCUUCCGCUCUCCUGCUCUCCUGAUCGCUCGCUCUCCCGCUCUCCCCUCUCCUCUCUCUCCAACUCUCCUGCUCGCUCGCUCUCCCGCUCUCCCGCUCUCCUGCUCUCCCGCUCUCCCACUCUCCUGCUUGCUCGCUCUCCCGCUCUCCUGCUCUCCUGCUCUUCCGCUUCCCCAUCUCGUUUCGCCACCAUCCUAGGCUGAGAAACGUCUUAAUUGGUGAUGCUAACUCUCUGUGUAAAAAGUUGACUAGAAUGAUGGGGUACAAGGGAAUAUAACCUGAGGUGUUGUACUCUAUAUGAUCAUGCACUUAUCUAGCCUAUAAAAUAUACAAAAUAUA
This is a messenger RNA of Closterium sp. NIES-67, 973 nucleotides long. The record is from the annotation of a GenBank genome assembly. NCBI's taxonomy places the organism in Eukaryota, Viridiplantae, Streptophyta, Zygnematophyceae, Desmidiales, Closteriaceae.